Molecule: messenger RNA, 606 nt
Organism: Drosophila novamexicana
Lineage: Eukaryota; Metazoa; Arthropoda; Insecta; Diptera; Drosophilidae
Product: FUN14 domain-containing protein 1
Exons: 2
Coding region: 86-511 (141 amino acids)
Biological process (GO): autophagy of mitochondrion
Cellular component (GO): mitochondrial outer membrane
Source: RefSeq, a predicted model, not a curated record
UAUUUUCAGUAGACUUUAAAUUCGAAAACCAAAUCUGAAUAUAGAAAACAUUUCCGAAUGACAAAUCGAAUGCAGUAGCGAAAAAAUGAGCCAGCUAUCCGUGAAUUCUGUGAAGUCUGUGAAAUCAACUUUCAACAAGUUGGACAAUAACUCGGCCUAUGUACAAAUUGCUGUGAGCGCUGGCGGUGGCUUUGUGGCUGGAUUCGUUUUCUUCCGAGUAAGCAAACUGCUGGCCAUUUGCGUUGGCGGCGCAAUUCUGACCAUCGAACUGGCCGUCCAGUCUGGCAUUGUCACCAUCGACUGGAACAAAGUGUUGCGGCAACAGGAGCAGGCGCAAAAUCGAGCGGCUUCGAGCGCCAAUGCACGAGCACUGGCCCGCGGUCCAUAUUCACCCAACGAGCGUGCUCUUGAUCCGGAAUUGAUUGAUAAGGCUAAGCAAUUGGUGUUGUCCAGCGCACGAUUGUCUGUUGCCUUUUUGGGUGGUUUUUUGCUAGGCUUUGGAUUUGCCUGAAGCUCUUCAUUUCAUAUUUUCUUUAUACAAAUGUCCUUGCAACAAAGUCCUUAAAAUAUGUAAUUGCAAUGCGCUCGUCAAAUAAGUAAAACUAC